Messenger RNA from Vicia villosa (hairy vetch), 309 nucleotides. RefSeq names its product protein yippee-like At3g08990. The transcript is spliced from 4 exons. Gene Ontology annotation, cellular component: ubiquitin ligase complex. The record is from RefSeq and is a predicted model, not a curated record. The coding region runs from base 1 to 309 and encodes 102 amino acids. Lineage: Eukaryota; Viridiplantae; Streptophyta; Magnoliopsida; Fabales; Fabaceae.
AUGGGAAGACUUUUCCUGAUCGAUCUUGAAGGAGACUUCUAUAGCUGCAAGCAUUGCAAGACAUGUUUUGCCCUCGUUGAUGAUAUCAUUUCAAAGUCUUUCCAUUGCAGGUAUGGGAAAGCUUAUCUUUUUGAUAAAGUUGUAAAUGUCACGGUCGGAGAGAAAGAAGACCGGAUAAUGUUAACGGGAAUGCAUACUGUCGUCGACUUAUUCUGUGUUACAUGUGGGUCCAUUGUUGGAUGGAAAUAUGAGGCUGCUUACGAGAAGUCUCAGAAGUACAAAAAAGGAAAAUUUAUCCUUGAAAGGUAA